Camellia sinensis is the source of this 2300-nucleotide messenger RNA. The record is from RefSeq and is a predicted model, not a curated record. Lineage: Eukaryota; Viridiplantae; Streptophyta; Magnoliopsida; Ericales; Theaceae.
GAUGGACCUGAGCCAACAUCAGCCCUAUCACCCUUCACAGAGUUACAUCAUGUCAUAUCAGCAGCAGCAAAUGCCUUGUCAGCACCAGUGCCAGUGCCAGCUGAGAUCUGGAGAGCAGCAGACUUCCCAUCUACAGGCUGGUAGAAAUGUUGGUAGUGCAGGACAUUUUUGCUCACUGCCUCCUGUGGAGCCCAUGAUAAGGAGCUGCAAUCAUGGGCCUAGGUUUCCAGUGGGCCCUAUGACUGACUAUGCCAGAUAUGAGCAGCAGGAUCUGACUUCCCCUAGCCAAAUGUGUCCCCAGCCAUCAGCAAGCUAUGGGCAGCCACGUCAUCUUCAGCAGGACUUGCCGGGUCCAACUGAACUCAAGCCAGGCCCAGCCUUCCCAGCCACAGAUUGUCUUGGAAAUGGGAAGUGCAGGACAUUUGUGUUCACCGCCUCCUGUGGAGUCCAUGAUAAGGUGCAGCAAGCGUGGGCCGCCUAGGUGCCCAGUGGGCCCUAUGACUAACUACACCAGCCAUGAGCAGCAGGACCAAAUAGGCCCGAGCCAAAUGCAGUUUCAUCAUCCCUCAGUGAGCAACGGCCAGCAGCAUCAGCCCCAGCAAGGGCUGAGUCCUAGCCAACCGCAGACUGGCUUGGAUAUGGGAAGUGCAAGUAUGUUAUGUCCAGGACAACUUUGUUCACCACCUCCUGUGGAGUCUAUGAUUAGGUGCCGCAAGCAUGGGCCGCCUAGGUGCCCAGUGGGCGCUAUGACCGACUACACCAGCCAUGAGCAGCAGGAGCAAAUAGGCCCGAGCCAAAUGCAGUUUCAUCACCCCUCAGUGAGCAAAAGCCAGCCACAACAGCCCCAGCAAGGGUUGAGCCCUAGCCAGCCACAGACUGGCUUGGAUAUGGGACGUGCAAAUUCUAGCAGCAUCAGGAGGACUCGUGGUCGUGGCCCAACUCGGUGCCUCGAUGUGUGGAAUAUGGAAGGUAAGAUAUCUGUUAGCGUCAAUGAGCUGGGGCAGCCCAUUGGCCUUGAGGCACCCAAACUCACCAACUUUCUCGGUACCAUAGCACGAAAUGGGCACAUGGCACCCCUUAAUUAUGUUGAUUGGCGGGCAUUACCAGAUGAGAUCAAGGAGAAGAUGUGGCAACAAGUUCAGUCAAAAUUUGAGAUUGACCCAAAAAGUGAAAGUUGGGUCUUGAAGUCCAUCGGCAAAAAAUGGAAGGACUGGAAAGCUGAGUUGAAGGCUAAUCAUUAUAAUACUCAUAAGACUGACGAGGAGCGGCUAGCAGACCGUGAUGAGAGGGUCGUUCCAGAUCAGUGGCAGAUCCUCAUUUCAUUUUGGAACUCCAAAGAGGCAAAGGAACGCAGUGUUACAAAUAAGGCCAGUCGCGCACAACAGAAGAUAACUCACACUACAGGCAGAAAGAGCUUUGCACAAGUACGCGAAGAACAGCGUGCAAAGAGGCCUGAUAAGGAGCCAUCCCGGGCAGAGCUAUUCAUAUUGACUCGUACACGGAAAGAUGGGCAACCUGUAAAUAAGGAAUCUUCAGUGUUAAUUUCGCAACUUCGUGAACGGGCAGCUCAACAGAAGGAGACCUCACAAAAUGGUACUGUCAAAGAUGACAUCUUAUCUCAAGUAAUGGGACAAGAUAGACAUGGCCGUGUUCGCACUUAUGGGUUGGGCCCUGCCCCUUCUGCCGUGAAAAUGGUCUCUAAGGCUAAUGCGGAGGUACAUGAUAUGAAAGAGAAAAUGGCUUCCAUGGAGCAGACGUGUGCACAGAUGGCAUCCCAAAUGUCCAGUAUGAUGUCAAUGAUGUUGAACAUGCAGAAGAAGUUCCCAUCUGAGCAAGGUUCACCAUCCGAGCUUUUGCAUGCUGGACAGGUUGCGGAUGUCUCCAACAAUUCUAGAGAAUCGCCACAGCUGCAAGCUAUUCCACCAUCACAUGUCCAGGGGGUUCCAUCUCAUCAGGGAUGCGCAGUGAAGAGAGGAAAGACACAGAAUGCAAAACGUGCAGUGAAGAGAGGAAAGACACAGAAUACAAGUAUCAGCAAGGUUUCGCGCAAAAAGAAUUGAUGCUCGGUUAAUUCCUCAUCUUAUUUGUGAACGUGACAUUUGUUGAAUGCAUUAUCAUGUGAGUACUGAUCUUUGGUGCCUUUCUUAGAUAUAUAAAACUCGAUUUCACUAUGGUUAAUUGCUAUUGCAAAAAACAUAAAUUAUGGUCUUUUUUAUUCGAAUUUAAAUUUCUGGUUGUGGACGCCAACUGUGAACAUAAGACAUUGUACCUAUGAAUUUGAUUGUUGUUUAACUGUCUUA